AUGCAAUAUUUGUGGGAAUUUACUUUGAUGACGCUUUUCACAGCCAACUCAUGGACUGGCAAAAGUUUUGGUGUCACUUCUACUUUUUUACAAUUUGAAGAGUUCUAUUCGCAAUCGUUUGUGCCGAACGCUCUGCAGGUUUCAUAUCGUGUGGAAAAUAAUAUCGGCGUCUAUUAUAAUAUCACAGCGCUACAGUCAUUCCCGGGGAAAAUACUCUUCAACGCAUUUAUACGCAAAAUCGGCACAAAUUUGGGUGAGAAAUCGGUGAACAUAUUUAAACACAAAAACUUGGACUUUUGCAAAAUCAUGGAAAUGAUGCAUAAUUUCACGAAGGAGGAGUAUAAAAACGAAACGAUACUGCAGAGUACCUUCAUCAAUUCGUGCCCGUUUACGCGCGGCUUUUACUAUGUGGAGAACGGCACGGUUAGAAUGGAAACGAUACCGCUAUAUUUUAAUCGUGGCAUUUAUUGGGUACAAGUCGAGCUGGUACAGCUAUUUGGUGAGGUGACCAAAUUAAUGAAUGUGAAAGCGAAAUGUCGCUACGACCCAGAAGAGUCUGGAAGUGAUUUAAAUAUAUUCUCGAUUUUUGCAAAUGCUCACAACAACAAUCUGCAAUCCCUGCAACAGAGAAUGAAGGGUCUAAGAAUUUUUUAG
This is a messenger RNA of Bactrocera tryoni, 654 nucleotides long. RefSeq lists its product as uncharacterized. Bases 1 to 654 code for a protein of 217 amino acids. The transcript is spliced from 3 exons. NCBI's taxonomy places the organism in Eukaryota, Metazoa, Arthropoda, Insecta, Diptera, Tephritidae. The record is from RefSeq and is a predicted model, not a curated record.